AUGGCAACAAUUGCAUGUUAUUCAUCUCUCUCUCUUUUUUUCCUAUCAUUAUGCCUUCACAACAUCGUUCUCACCAACGCUUUCAAUGGUGGCUUUGGUGUGGAACUAGUUCAUAGAAAAUCUCCAAAAUCACCAUUUUAUGGUUCAAUCAACCAUGUCAACAAAGGUUCUGCACCUAGAAACACACCAGAGAUCAGUCUAGGUUGGGAUGAAUACGAAUACUUCUUGUCCUAUUCAAUUGGCACCCCACCAUUCCAAAUUUUUGGUUUUUUUGACAUAAGCGCUGACAUUACAUGGAUGCAAUGCAAGCCUUGUAGUCCUUAUGAACAAACCCCUCCUUUAUUUGAUCCUUUAAAAUCUUCAACAUACAAAACCCUUCCUUGCUCCUCUACUACAUGUACAUCUGUGCCAAAUACCACCUGCUCUUUGGAUUAUAAACAUAUUUGCAAUUAUUUUAGGGACGAUUAUAUUUCAAGAACACAAGGAGAUCUCAGUGUAGACACAUUCACACUAAAAUCCACCAGUGGAAAUCUUAUGCAAUUUCCUAGAACAGUAAUAGGAUGUGGGCAUGAUAAUCUUGCAGCAUUUGGUGAGGAAAUUUCUGGCGUAGUUAGCUUUGGACGUGGACCAACAUCCCUUGUAUCUCAACUCGAUUCCUUAAUAGGUGGAAAAUUUUCCUAUUGUUUAGCGCCAGCGUUCUCACAUCCUAACUCCUCAAGCAUAAUCAAAUUUGGAAAUGAUGCUGUGGUUUCUGGUGAAGGCACUGUCUCAACACCCAUAUACCAAAAAGACCCAAAAGCCUCUUAUUUCGUACACAUAGAAGCAUUUAGUGUGGGAAAAGAGAGAAUAGAGCUUGGAAACUCCACUUUGGGAUCCAGUGGAGAUGGAAAUGCCAUAAUUGGCACACAAGAGGUCGAAACUUAUUUUCCAAAUGAUGUUUACUCUAAGUUGGCAUCAGCAGUGAAACGUGUAGUUAAGUCAAAGCGUGUUAGGAUUAGAGAUAAACCAUCGAUUCUUUGCUACGACAGUGGAUCUAAACCCCCACAGGUUCCAAUAAUUACUUUACAUUUUAAAGGUGCAGAUAUCCAAUUGAAUGCGCUCAACACCUUUGCUCCAGUUGCAAAAAGGAUUUAUUGCUUGGCUUUCACAAAUAUUUGUCAUAAGAAGCCUUAUGCCAUUCUUGGGAGCUUGGUUCAACAAAAUUUCUUGGUUGGCUUCGACCUACCAAAGAAUAUUGUCUCCUUUAAGCCCAAAGAUUGUGCCAAGUAG
Messenger RNA from Abrus precatorius (Indian licorice), 1269 nucleotides. Its product is annotated as aspartic proteinase CDR1-like. NCBI's taxonomy places the organism in Eukaryota, Viridiplantae, Streptophyta, Magnoliopsida, Fabales, Fabaceae. Gene Ontology annotation, cellular component: extracellular region. Bases 1 to 1269 code for a protein of 422 amino acids. The transcript has a single exon. The record is from RefSeq and is a predicted model, not a curated record.